AUGUCCAAUCCCGAGCAAAAGUGCUCAGGGGCCGAUUGUGACAAUGACGCUGGGACUUUGCAAUGCCCAACGUGCCUGAAGCUGGGCGUGAAAAGCAGUUAUUUCUGCAAUCAAGACUGUUUCAAGAGGAAUUGGGCCACCCACAAGGCUAUGCACAAGACACAAAAUGCUAGUGGACUUUACAACCCUUUCCCGGCAUACCCAUACACUGGGUCUGUCAGAGCAGUAUACCCGCUCUCCCCGCGACGAACUGUGCCCAAAACAAUCAAGCAUCCCGACUGGGCCAAAGAUGGCAUUCCAAAGCGUGAGAUGCGCUUGAGCAGGUCCAAAUGGGACCUCUUGGAUGCGAAGGGCCAGGAGGCUAUGCGCAAGGUGUGCAGGUUAGCUCGAGAAGUACUCGACAUAACUGCGGCGGCGAUGAAGCCCGGCGUGACCACAGAUUACCUGGAUGAAAUUUGCCACAAAGCUUGCGUUGAGCGAGAGUCAUAUCCUUCGCCACUCAACUACAACCACUUUCCCAAGUCAUUGUGUACAUCUCCGAAUGAAGUUGUAUGCCACGGCAUCCCAGAUCAGCGAAUUCUUCUUGAUGGCGACAUUCUCAACCUGGACAUCUCUCUGUACCACGGCGGGUAUCAUGCUGACUUGAAUGAGACCUACUACGUAGGCGACAAGGCGAAAGCAGAUCCUGACUCGGUCAGACUUAUCGAAACGACGCGGGAGGCCUUGGAUAUGGCUAUUGAGAUAAUCAAACCAGGUACACCGAUUCGCGAGUUUGGCAAAGUAAUUGAGAAGCACGCGGCCUCUAGGGGCCUAGUCGUCGUCAAGACUUGGGGUGGCCACGGUAUUAAUUCGGAAUUCCACCCACCCCCUUGGAUCCCCCACUACGCGAAGAACAAGGCUGUGGGAACAUGUAAACCUGGGAUGACAUUCACGAUUGAACCUAUUUUGACUUUGGGUACCAAUCGAGAAGUCUAUUGGCCAGAUGACUGGACAAACGUUACAGUGGACGGGAAGCGGACAGCACAAUUCGAACAUACCAUGCUUGUCACAGAAACAGGUGUCGAGGUUUUGACUGCGAGACUGGAGAAUUCCCCUGGAGGGCCGAUUCCCAUACCGGAGAUUGCAAACGGAGAUGCAAAGAAAUGA
Penicillium canescens is the source of this 1146-nucleotide messenger RNA. It is a transcript of the gene fpaI, whose product is annotated as putative methionine aminopeptidase, type I. Lineage: Eukaryota; Fungi; Ascomycota; Eurotiomycetes; Eurotiales; Aspergillaceae. Gene Ontology annotation, molecular function: metalloaminopeptidase activity. Gene Ontology annotation, biological process: proteolysis. Bases 1 to 1146 code for a protein of 381 amino acids. The transcript has 5 exons. The record is from RefSeq and is a predicted model, not a curated record.